This is a messenger RNA of Psylliodes chrysocephalus, 4271 nucleotides long. The record is from the annotation of a GenBank genome assembly. Lineage: Eukaryota; Metazoa; Arthropoda; Insecta; Coleoptera; Chrysomelidae.
GUUUCAUAUAAAAGUCAAUUUAUAUACAACAAAUUUGUUAAAUGUUUAUAUAAAAUUCUAUCAAAAUAUCUUAAUGUAUCUACUAAUCAGUGUGCUUGGGACAUAUACCUAUUAUUUAAAUAGUACUUCUUAAAUUUUUUAUAAGAAUACGGGCUCUAGGAACUUAGUAUAGAAUUAUUUUAAUAUCAUGCCAUCAUAUCAUAUAAAAAAAAUCAUUCCUGAAUUACAUUUUAAUGUAUGUCAUUCAAAAUUUUAAAAUAAUUUGUUCCUAGGGUCUAAAAUAGUUAAAGAGUCGCAGUGACCACAGAUUUGAAAAAAAAAAAGGUUUUAAUAUACAGGGUUGUUUAAAAUUAUCCCAAGAUAACCAGAAAAACUGUUUGUACUACUAUAUCUAGCGUAUAGUAUGAUCACACUAUGGAAAUAUUAAUCUUUAAUCUAAAAAAUUAAAUUGCCCUGUAUAAUGACAUCUACCAUUUUCUGGGCUCCUUAACUAAAAAAUACAAAUUCAGUCAUUUUCAUACGAAUUAUUCAAAAUAAAAAAAUUCCUAUAUUUUUAAUAGAUAAGUAUUAAUGAAACAUUUGACAAUAAUACAGCUUUACGCUUAAUAUAUAGACCACCUAAGUAUAAGUUACAUUUUAUGUCUACCUAAAAGUUAUCCUAUUUUUGACAACACCAAAAUGGCGUAGCCUACACCGAGUAUCCUGAGUUUAUUUGUUUACUUGAAUUAUAUAGAGAUCCAACGAAUAUCGUAAAUUCAAAUUCAAUAACUCUGAAAAAAUAUACGGAUUUAUAUUAUCUUAUAAAUUGUUAAAAAUGUUGAGCACAUGUUAAAAACUACUACACAAAUUAUUGUAUUCCAAAUUUUAGAAAACGCAAGUGACGUUUUUCAAUAUUAUUGAAUUUGAAAUUAUUUUUUUGAUGGGUCCAUAUUAUAACAACCAGCGACUAUUUUUGCUUCGAAAAAUUAAGAAAUUUUGAGUCAAAAUACUAGUAGUAUUCAAGAUAAUAUAAAUUUCGCAUCAUCCAUUUGCAACAAAUUAAGAGAAUUAUGUACUCCAGAUCGUUCGUCCAAAAAGGGCAUAACUUAACAUAUCUUUUCAACAAAAAAGUUAUUUUUUUAAAAUUACUUGGCUUUCUAAAAAAAAAAAAAAAAAUAAUAACAAGACCAUCAAAAAUAACCAAUAUUAGGUAUCAAAGAAUUUCGGCCAAUUAAGUUGUAUGUAUACAUAUAUACCCAUUAGAUAGGUAAUAAUAUUUCGUACCUGUAUUGGUAAUAAGUAAUAACCUUCUCAAGGACAACCUGAGUUUUUAUCCUUAUUCAGGGAGACAAAUCACAAUUAACAAAGGACACAAACGCAAAUCCAUUAUCGUCGUUAGGCAAAAUAUUAGGAAAAUGUUAUAUCAUCAGAUAAGGAGGGGAAAUAUAAAUUUCAUCUAUGAACAGACUGCAUCGAGCGAUUGAGUGCGAAGACUAUGGGAAAAUGAGUGCGAGAUUCUCUCUCACGAUUUGGCCUUGCUGCGCAUGUCACUCGACUUAAAUUAUAAGGAAUAAUGUCAACAGCGAGAGCAGUGCUGCAAGACGUACCAUCAUAAUCGUAUUUGUAUGAUAUACUGAAAAAUGGCCCAAUUUUUCGGAAUUUUUAUUUUCCAAUUUACGAGCUACAUUGAAUUUCUGUUGCAUACACACGUUUAAUGCGUUUAAUAUUUUUAUAAUACCGGGUGUCCCAUUAUAUUUUCCAACAUUUAGCAAGCUUAUAACUUUUAAACGAAAGUACUUAAAAACAUGCGGUUUUCACCGAAAUGUAUCAAAUUAUUCCAAGUUUUAUUUCGGUAAAUCCAAAAUUAUUUAGCUCUUCCGGUUUACUGAAAAACAAAAUAGCGGUUUUUUAAAGUCGUAUUUGUUAAUUUUUUUAAUGAAACACCCAGUAUAUUUUUUAAUGCUUCGAAAGCCAGCCCUUUUAGCUAUCUGGCGAUAUAAAGUUUUUUGAAAUCGAUUAAGAAAUGACUGAACAAUUAAAUUUUCUGAAAACGCCUGCAAAAUCAAUAAUUAACAAUAAUUCUCAUCAAUAAUUUUACAGUAGGCUUUGGUACGUUUGUAAGAAAUGUCAAAAUUGUUGUUUUAACUGUUCUAAAAGCUUAGACUAAUGUUUCAAGUGAUUCUUCUUACAUUAAAAUGUUAUUUUCUGAAACAGAAAAGGUAAGUAUCAUAAUUUUGCUGAAACAAAAUCUAUUAUGCGAACAAGACGAAGGUUUUUUAGAGAAUUUAAUAAAACAGCACCGACAUACAAGACAAUAAUGAAGUGGUUUAACAUUUUCAAAAAUAAUGGAUCACUAGCCCGAGAAAAUGAAAUAUCGGCAAUAAUAAUCUUUUACAUGAUACCAUUGGUGUAUACGAGUUUAUUACUAGAUCUGCCAAGUCAUCUAUCAGCGUCACAAUUUAAUAUAAGUAGAUCCAAAGUUCAUAGAAUCUUACAAGCACUGAAACUGAAAUCUUAUAAAAUUCAAUUACACCAAAAAUUAUACGAGAGAGACAAAGAAAAACAUCUAUAUACGAGUAUGUGUGAAACGUUAUUGGACUUGAUAAGAAACAAUCCUGAGCUCCUUUUAAUAAUGUCUGAUGAAGCAAGUUUCCAUGUUAAUGGAGCCGUCAAUAGACACAAUUGUAGAAUUUGGAGUGAAGAGAAUCCACAUGAAUUUUAUGAAAGUGUAAGAAAGAGACUCUCCUAAAGUGAAUGUUUGGUGUGCUGUGAGUAAAUACAAGAUUUACGGGCCAUUUUUUUGCCGAAAAAACAGUUACCGGUCCAAUUUAUACGGACAUGUUAGAAAUAUUUUUUUACCCGCAAAUUGACCAGGAUGGAGAAUUACAUGAAAUCUAUUUUCAACAAGAUGAAGCACCAUUCAUUAUUCACUGAUUGCUCGUCAAUCAGUUUCUAAUAAAUUCGGUAAUAAUUGGAUUGGUAGGACAGGACCAGUUGAAUGGGCUCCAAAUUCGCCAGACCUAACAGUGCCAGAUUUUUUUAUUUGGGGAUAUGUUAAAGCUUUAGCUUAUAAUCCGGCACCUCAAAAUUUAGAAGAGCUAAAAGAUAAUAUACGUCGAGCAUUUGAAAGUAUUAACAUGUUAGGAAAAGCAUAUACAAAUUUAUUAAUAGGUACGUUUACACAAUUGUGUUAAUGUAAACGGAGGACAUAUAGAACAUUUAAAUUAUUCUUAAAUUGUUUAAUAAAAGUUUGUUCAAAUGUUAAAUAAGUUAAUUAGGCUAUACUAGAAUAUCAUUAAUAAGCAAUAAUUAUUGUUGACUAUUGAUUUUGAAUACAUUUUCACAAAAAUUAUUGAUGAGAAUUAUUGUUAAUUAUUGAUUUUGCAGGCUUUUUCAGAAAAUUUAAUUGUUCAGUCAUUUCUUCAUCGAUUUCAAAAAACUUUAUAUCGCUAAGGACUGGCUUUCGGAGCAUCAAGAAAUAUACAGGGUGUUCCAUUAAAAAAAAUUAACAAAUACGUCUUCAAAAAAAAAAACGCCAUUUUGGUUUUCAGUAAACCGGAAGUGUUAAAUAAUUUUGGAUUGACCGAAAUAAAACUUGGAAUAAUUUGAUACAUUUCGGUGACAACCGCAUGUUUUUAAGUACUUUCGUUUAAAAGUUAUAAACUUGCUAAAUGUUGGAAAAUAUAAUGGGACAUCCGGUAUAUAAAAAUAGUUUUAAUUACAGGGUGAUUCACAAAUGAUGGUGGGUGGGGUUUUGCUUACCUGUAAAUCAAAUGGCACCAUCAAUCAUCUUUAAGUCGCCCCGGAGCCCCACGGCAAAUAAUAAUAAUAAUAAUAAUAAUAAUAAUAGCCGUCCUUUUCCCCGGACAAGUUCAGCUUUUAGGGUUAAAAUUCACUCGUAAAGGGGUGAAUUUGGGAGAGUAUUAUUAUUAUAUUAUUUUUUCAAAAAGUACUACUCGAUAUGAUAUUUUGUGGACCACAUAUUGCGCACAUUUCUUAUACAGGGUGUUUUAUAGUGAGAACCACAAAAUAAAAUUAUUUUUUUAAGUAUUACUUAUGAAUUGAUUUUUGGGAAAAGUAAAAGCUAGAUUGUCUUUAUAUAGAAUAUAUAAAUUGAAUAUAAGUUUUGGCGAGAUGUCCAAUACAGUUAAAACAGUUGCGGCUUGUAACCAAAAUAUUGGUGGUUCACAAUGACAGAAUAUAGAUAUCAGUACAGAUGUAGGUAAACAAUUGUCAGUGUUUUAGAAAGGUAUAUAGGUAUAGAAAGGUAUAUAAUACCGAAGUCUCUGAAA